Messenger RNA from Aegilops tauschii subsp. strangulata, 774 nucleotides. RefSeq names its product F-box protein At1g10110-like. NCBI's taxonomy places the organism in Eukaryota, Viridiplantae, Streptophyta, Magnoliopsida, Poales, Poaceae. Gene Ontology annotation, molecular function: protein binding. The record is from RefSeq and is a predicted model, not a curated record.
AUGGAAGCAGUAACCUUGUCCGCCGUCUCCAUCGGGGCGACCAAUGACAAGGAGGCGCAACGAAGGUCAAUCGCUCCGACAGAUGCGCCCGACGCCGCCGAUUGGUCUGGCCUGCUGCAGGACCUCCUGCUGGCCAUCAUGGCGGCGCUGGAUGUCCCCAGCCUCGUCCGUUCCGGCGCCGUCUGCACGUCCUGGCGGGACGCCUACAGCACCUUCCGCCUCCCCGCGCUGAAGCAAGCGCCGUGCCUGCUCUACGCCUGCGACGAGUACGGACCCAAGGAGGCCGCCCUGUACUGCCCCUCCACCAACGCCACCUUCCGUGUCCCCUUCCCCGGCCCACCGCUCGAGAAGCGAGGCUUCGUCUUCUCGUGCCACGGCUGGGUGUUCGCUGCCGAUGAAGUCGGCGACCCGUACCUCUUCAACCCCAUCACCGGCGUCCAGGCCGCGCUCCCGCCGGUCAAGACGCUCUCGGGCCGCGACGAGGACUUCUACGACGAUGAAGGCAAGCAUGUCAUCGACCCCGGGAGUGAUGACGAGAACGAAGACCAGAAAACCAGCAUCCUCUGGGCACGAGAUUCAGAGUAUAUCCGGGUCGCCAUCUCCUCCGCAGCCGAGGUGACUGCAUGCACUGUCCUGAUCAUGCACAAUCCAGAUUCGAUGCUCUCGUUUGCCAAGCCGGGCGAUAAGCGGUGGACAUUGCUCCCCAACCUUCAAACACGUCAAACCGGUGGUGUCAGUGAUGUUCUUUACAACGAUAAGGACGGCCUGUUCUAA